CAAACGUUGCAGUCUAUCAACAAAUAAAGUCAUCCAAAAUGGAAGAAGAACCUUUGUUAAUUAAUAAAACUAUAAAAAAGAUUGAAAUAUGGUUGCGAACCACAGGAACAAAUGUAAAAUCUACUCCGAAAACGCGGAUGGAUACUAUAAAAAGCCGUGCAAUAUACAUUAUAAACUUUUUCUGGUUGAACAUGGACCUGGGCGGGGCAGUGGUCUGGUUCAUUUCUGGGAUCGCCAACAAAAAGAGCUUCACUGAACUGACAUACGUAUCACCCUGCAUAACAUUGAGUUUCCUUGCGAACUUCAAAUGUUUCUUUCUAUUUCUUAACGAAGAUACUGUCGACAAACUCCUAGAAACGUUGAGAGAAUUAGAGAUGAAUGAAAGAUCUCGUCCUAGGCAUAAGGAUAAGGAUGCCAUUAUGGUGCAUGAGCACAAGUUUCUCACAAACCUCAUCUCUUUUCUGAAUGUUUUCUUCUGCGGGUUGAUUGUAGCUUUUGCUAUAGGUCCCGUAACAUUGACGAUCUUCAUAUACGUUACUACUAAUGAGGUUGAUCUGCAACUACCAUUUCUCAUCAUUUAUCCCUUCGACGCUUUUCAACUGAAAAUUUGGCCUUGGGUGUAUCUUCACCAAAUUUGGUCCGAAGUAGUAGUUAUAGUGGGUCUCGGUGCAGCAGACUAUCUCUUCUACAUAUUCUGCUCAAACAUAAGCGUGCAGUUCCAACUUUUGAAAUAUAAUAUCGAAAAUUUAAUUCCUGAUGAUGAGACUUGUGGACAUUUAGUCAACGUUGAAGAAGUAAGAGCUGAAUUUGUCGAUUUGACCAAAUGGCAUCAGGACUUAAUAAGCUCAGUGAAGCUUCUGGAGACGAUAUACACGAGAUCGACACUGUUGAACUUUGUUUCCAGCUCCGCACUCAUUUGUUUGACAGGAUUCAAUGUUUUGGCUGGCAGUGACUUUGUGUAUGUGAUGACAUUUGUGAGUUUCCUAUUUUUGAGUUCACUGCAGAUAUUCUUUCUGUGUUUCUUUGGGGAUCUUUUGUUGACUUCGAGCGUGAAAGUAAGUGACGCUGUAUAUAACUGUCGUUGGUACUUAGCCGGCACAUCUCUUGGAAAGGACUUACUUUUGGUGCAAACAAGAUCACAAACUCCUUGCAAACUGACAGCUUGGGAUUUUUCUGAAGUUAAUCUUAAGUCUUUUAUGACGAUCCUGAGUACUGCUUGGUCUUACUUCGCUUUGUUGCAAACUUUGUAUGGUUCAGCUAUUUCAAGUAAGAUGCCCAAACCACUGUUAUUUGACGGAUCGCUAGACAAACUCGGCGUUCUCUUUCGAUAUUCGGGAAUGAACCUCGAAAAAGACAUCGUCGCUCCAAUGGACACUAUUAAACAUAGAUGGCUGUAUACCCUAAAUUAUUUCUCUGUUUUAUCAGCUGAAAUCGCCGGCAUAUACUACAUCAUAACCGGCAUAAUACAAGGCAAGAGUUUCAUCGAAGUUACUAGUGUCGCUCCUUGCUUGACAUUUUCUUUACUCGCAUUGAUCAAAUGCUCUUACCAUCACAUGUAUGAGAAGAAUAUUAAAGAACUUAUAAACCUUUUAAGAGAUUUGGAAAGGAAAGAGAAUGAUAGGACUGAGUGUGCUGAUAAACAAGAAAUUAUAGAUGAAGAAGCAGGAUUUUUAAACAAAGUGAUUAAUGUACUGUAUGUGCUAAACUGUUGCAUGAUAGUCGUGUUCGAUAUGACGCCGAUGGUGUUGAUAGCGGUGAAGUAUUACAAGACGAAGCAGUUUGAAAUGUUGCUGCCUUAUUUAGAUGUGUUUUCAUUCAUACCUUACGAGUUGGUGUAUUGGCCAUUUGCAUACGUUCAUCAGAUUUGGUCGGAAUGCAUGGUGCUUUUAUCAAUGGCGGCCGCUGACUACCUAUUCUUCACAUGUUGUACUUACAUUAGAAUACAGUUCAGACUCCUGCAAUAUGACUUCGAGAGGAUCAUUCCAGACAGAAGUAUUUCUAAAGAAGAGAGGUUUGAUGAAGCUGAGUUUCGGGAUAAGUUCAGAGAGUUGGUGCAAUGGCAUCAAGACUUAAUACGAUCAGCUAUAAUCUUAGAUAUAAUCUAUUCCAAAUCAACGCUGUUCAACUUCUUGUCUAGUUCAUUGGUUAUCUGCCUCACCGGAUUUAAUGUUACGAUUGUGGACGAUAUUGUAAUAAUUGUCACGUUUCUUACCUUCCUAUCGAUGGCUCUGAUGCAAGUCUUCUUUUUAUGCUUCUUCGCGGAUCUCAUGAUGACAGCCAGUUUGGAAGUAAGUAACGCUGUAUACAACUGCAAGUGGUACCUGGGUAACACACAAGUUGGCAAGCAACUACUGUUGGUGCAGACCAGAGCACAAGAACCAUGCAAGCUGACAGCUGCUGGCUUCGCAGACGUGAACCUAAAUGCUUUUAUGAGAGUGUUGAGCAGUGCCUGGUCCUACUUCGCCUUGCUGCAGACAGUGUACGGAAGAUAAAGUGCCACUAUCAACUGAACACUUUCCCUUAUAGAUAGAUUACCUUACCUUAGUAGAAGUACUAUCGACAAACAUUCUUGUGU
Spodoptera litura is the source of this 2575-nucleotide messenger RNA. RefSeq names its product olfactory receptor 11 (gene Or-11). Lineage: Eukaryota; Metazoa; Arthropoda; Insecta; Lepidoptera; Noctuidae. Gene Ontology annotation, cellular component: plasma membrane. Gene Ontology annotation, molecular function: olfactory receptor activity; odorant binding. The record is from RefSeq and is a predicted model, not a curated record. Gene Ontology annotation, biological process: detection of chemical stimulus involved in sensory perception of smell; sensory perception of smell.